Molecule: messenger RNA, 1425 nt
Organism: Symbiodinium natans
Lineage: Eukaryota; Dinophyceae; Suessiales; Symbiodiniaceae
Source: the annotation of a GenBank genome assembly
AUGCCCGCAGACGAGGUGCAACUCUUGGCUUCGGCUGUGGAAGGGAGAGGAUGGCGCGUCGCCCUUGUCAGCAUCUUCCAUUGCCGGGUGCGAGUCGACGCCACGCUGCGGGGCAAUCUCGCCCUUGCCAGCUGCUCUCGUGGCCGCUUCUGGCGUGGCUCCCUGCAAUUGUUGGAGGAGAUGGCCAGCAAGAUGUGCUGGGACCUGGUGACUGCAAACUCUGCUGCCGGCGCCCUCGCUUCCAAGAAGCUCUGGCUGGCGGCUCUGGAACUUCUCCUCCGCGUACAGCGCUCCAACCUUGUCGCCGACACCAUCAGCUUCAACACCUGCAUUGCCAGCUUCGGGGCACAUUGGCCGGGUGCACUGGGGCUGCUCGAGGCCAUGACGAGAGCUGCUGUGGCUCUGGACACGAUCAGCGUGAACUCCUCCAUGAGCGCGUGCGCUUCAGCCGGAGCAUGGCUCACUACACUCGGCCUUCUGGCCAGGGCCUCUGUCGCAAGAUUGACCGCCGACCGCGUCAGUCAGAACGUUGCCGUCGCAAGCUGCACGCCGCAGGGGAAGUGGCGCGUGGCGUUGUGCCUGCCGCGGCCAAGCCACGUAGCCGACAAUGCCGCGAUUGCCACGUGUGCAGAGGGUGGCCGCUGGCAGGAAGCCUUGCAGUUGCUCGGCGCCCAUGCAGACGUGGUUGCUUGCGCCGCUGCCGUGAAUGCCUGCGGCCGAGGCGGGUGCUGGCGCGCCGCCCUAAGUUUGCUGGCCAGGAGUCCGCGCAGCGUUGUGGCCCUGAAUGCUGCCAUCAGUGCGUGUGAGCAGUGGGGGCUUUGGCAGCAAGCCCUCCACCUCCUUGCGACCGCAGAGGAGACCUCCGUCGAGCUGACCGUGGUGACUUUGAGCAGUCUUCUCAGCGUCCUGCAGAGAGGCCGACAGUGGCGCUUGUCUCUCCGUUUCAUGCAGGAGAUGUGCAGCAGGGCACUCACUCCCAGCGUGAUCACGUACAACACGCUCCUGGGGGCAUUCGAGGGACUGUCUUCGUGGCAGCGUGCCUUGGACCUCUUGCAGCUCAUGUCAACAUCGACGACCAGCCCUUCCGAGAUCACCUACAGUGCAGUGGUGUCCGCCUGCGCCAAGGGGCUACAGUGGCAGCUUGCGCUGUCACAGUUGCAGCACAUGGACAAGGCAGGCAUCGCCACCAGCCUCAUUGCUUAUACAAGCGCCAUUGUGAGCUUCGAUGAUCCGGAGCUUUGGACAGUGACCCUGGGGCUACUGCAGCUGCUACGGAGGCGCAGCCUGGAGCAAACGGCGCUGUGCUCAGGCGCAGCGCUGUCGCUUUGCGAGAAAGGAGGAGUCGGAAGCCUUCACGCCCCACGGCUUCUGCACGCCUUGCACGGCGAAGUAAGGGGCCUCCGAAGUCUCACCAACAUGAAUUGA